Messenger RNA from Paramecium sonneborni, 765 nucleotides. The record is from the annotation of a GenBank genome assembly. Lineage: Eukaryota; Ciliophora; Oligohymenophorea; Peniculida; Parameciidae.
AUGGGAACUAGCACAAAUGAUAGAAAAUAUCUCUAAAGGUAUAAUGAUAGUUUAAUUCAGAAUACCAAAAUAUCGGAUCUAGAAUAUCAAACGAGAAUAGAACAUACAAGAUGUACUAAUAAAAAAGAAUAUUAUAAAAUAAUAAAGCAUACUACUAAGAUCGGAAAAUAGAAGGCAAAGAUAUAUUAAAUAAUUUCUAUUUAUAGAGAGAGAUGACAGAAAAGUAUAAUAUGAAAAUAAACAUAAAUAAAUGUGCAUAUUGAUAUAAAGAAGAAGCAGAGAAUUAGAGAUGACUGGAUGUCAGAAAACAGAAACAUAUAAAUACUUAGGGGUAUGGUUAAAUAUGAGAGGUACAAUAAUAAAACAUUAAACGAAGACACAUGCUUACUAACAAAAAUAGUUUGGAGCACAAAAAGGAUUAAACAUAGAAAUAAUGGAAAAGAUAUUAGAUCGAUUUUGUACUAUGGAGGGUUAGCUUGUUACCUUUAAGAACAAUGGAUAAUAAUGCUACAGAGAAAAUUUGAUGAAAUAUACACAAAAAGUGUUAAGAGAUUAAGAGAAGAAAGCCUUCGGAUUUAAAGAUCUAGAAAUGAUGAAUGGGUGAUAGUUAGAGCAUAAACAAAUCUAACAAAAAAGUAUGAUGAGGGCAGCCUAUUAAGAUAUAAACAUUCCUGGAAAUCAAGAAUUUAUAAAAAGGGAAGGAUAAUACAAAAAUCCUAAGGAUAUAAAAUUGAUAAGAUAACCUACUAAAGCAGAAGAAAAUGA